Sporothrix schenckii 1099-18 is the source of this 606-nucleotide messenger RNA. RefSeq names its product nuclear transport factor 2. Lineage: Eukaryota; Fungi; Ascomycota; Sordariomycetes; Ophiostomatales; Ophiostomataceae. Gene Ontology annotation, cellular component: nuclear pore central transport channel. Bases 1 to 606 code for a protein of 201 amino acids. Gene Ontology annotation, biological process: protein import into nucleus. The record is from RefSeq and is a predicted model, not a curated record. The transcript is spliced from 5 exons.
AUGGCGAACGUCGCGCUGUUUAUCUGGCCGGCCUCCUUUCUUUACCUCUAUUCAUCGUCCGCCCGCGUGCUAACGCUUGUCUCCGCAGAUUUCCAGAACGUUGCGCAGCAGUUUGUUGCUUUCUACUACAACACCUUUGACACCGACCGCACGCAGCUGCAAAGCCUCUACCGCCACCUCUGGACGGUCACCUUUGCCCAGUGUAAUUGGAUGGCUCAGAGGCGACGGCAGACGAACGACAACGAACGAGGCAGAGAAGCUGCCUUUGGGCAUGCAUUGGGCCCCGAUAAAGUUGACACACACUUGCUAACCAAUCGCCGAAACCAGCGCGACAACUCCAUGCUGACGUUCGAGUCGUCCUCGGUCCUCGGUGCCGUCGCCAUUGUCGAGAAGCUCAAGAACCUCCCUUUCCAGCGUGUCAAGCACGUCACGUCCACCCUCGACCCCCAACCCACCGUUGGCGACGGCGUCAUUGUCCUCGUCACUGGCCAGCUGCAGGUCGACGACGAGGAGCGCCCCAUGAACUUCACCCAGGUCUUCCACCUGGCCAAGGACGGCGCCAACUACUUUGUGUACAACGACGUCUUCAAGCUGAUCUUUGGUUAA